This is a messenger RNA of Aphis gossypii (cotton aphid), 5081 nucleotides long. Its product is annotated as GTP-binding protein Di-Ras2-like. The transcript has 5 exons. Lineage: Eukaryota; Metazoa; Arthropoda; Insecta; Hemiptera; Aphididae. Gene Ontology annotation, molecular function: GTPase activity; GTP binding. The record is from RefSeq and is a predicted model, not a curated record. The coding region runs from base 752 to 1477 and encodes 241 amino acids.
UAGUACGUCGUUAUAAUAGUGCCGAAUCAAAACGCGUCGACUCGUUCUCGGUGUAGGUAAAUUUUUAAGACGGACAGAAAACCUUACGAGUCAGUUUUUCGAAAAAAUUAUACUACCGAAAUAUGGAGCCACCGCGAAAAUAAAACACGUGAUUUUGCCGGACGCGCGAUUUAUAAAAAUAUUAUACAUACGACAAGUGCGACGAUAUCGAUAAUAUUAUUAUAAUAUAGUCCUUUGAGGGAAAAAAAUCGCUGAUGAUUUGAUAGUUGCCAAAUACUUCGUUAUUGUUGUUAUACCUUUAUCGUUGAACACACUGUAUUAUAUUUACCUACGACGAUGGCGAAAAGGAACGUUAUAUAUAUAUCGGCGGCGGAGGUGGCGGGCUGGCACAACGUAACGGUUGUUGAGCCAGCUGUGCGAUUCGCCGCGGUGACGGCGACACGGGAGUGGUGGUGGAGCUUUUUGCCGCCGCCGCUGCUGCUCCCCUCGGAUUUCCAGUAAAUUGGCCGCAGCCGUCCGCGUUCGCGCGCUUGCCCCCUGUGUAUCGCAUUCGUUUCGCGCGCGUUCUGUCGCUCGCUCGUUCGUUCGUCCUUAAUAUUUGAAAUUAUCAUUGUAUAUCGUCUCGCGUCACAUUCACCCCCGGCACUAUAAACACCGCCGCCACUGACCGGCAGCAGAAGACCGCGACUACGACUACUUUACUCGCACCACUGUCGUCGUCUCCAAGUCUCCGGGCAAGAGGAAAAUAAUAAUGCCGAGCCAACAACAAGAACGCAUCAGGCUGUCCUCGAUGGGCGGGGAAUCGACUUGCAGCAACAGUAGCAGCGGAGGUAGUGGCAGCGGCAGUACGACAAUGAAAAUUCGGAGACGAGUGGUCAUGAUGGGUGCAGCUAGGGUUGGAAAAACGUCCAUCAUUAAGCAGUUCCUGUAUGAUCAAUUCCCUGACCGGUACAAGGAGACUAUCGAGGAAUUACACAGAGGAGAAUAUGAAUUACCUGAUGGAGCACGGUUGACAUUAGAUAUUUUGGACACAUCAGGAGCUUAUCAGUUUCCAGCUAUGCGAGAGUUAUCUAUAUCAACUGCUGAUGCAUUUCUUUUAGUCUUUUGUGUGGACAGAGAAGACACCUGGGAUCAAAUUAAACACUUUAAAGAACAAAUAAUUGAAAGGAGAGGACCAAAAAUUCCAAUAGUCAUCGUUGGUAACAAGUGUGAACUGCCUAAUCGAUUUUUACCAAUGGAAAUCACCGAAGCGAUAUCUAAAUACGAUUGGGAAUGUGGCUAUAUGGAAUGCUCAGCCAAAGAAAAUAGAAACAUAGUACAGGUGUUCAAGGAACUCCUAGCUCAGGCAAAGGUUCAGUAUAAUUUGAGUCCAGCUGUAAGGCGCAGACGUAUGUCCCUGCCAAAUUACGUGGAUAACCGUUCAGGAUCGACCAAAGGACGUUACAUGCUCAAAAGAAAUUCCUGCACAGUGGCCUAAUACAGAAGACCUAUGAUAAUAUUAAAUUAAAAAAUAAUAAUAAUAAUCUUAUUUUGAUUAUUUUAGACGCUUAUAUGAACAAGAAUUAAUAAGUAAAAUAAUUUAUUUUGUUCUUGUAAAUGAUUUGCAUGAUAUCAAAUGAACACUCAAGAUCUAAAUAAUGUUUUGAGGCGUAAAAUCAGCUUUAAGAAAUUCUAGCUUUACAAUAUAACUGAUUUUUAUACAAUGGUUACAUGAUUGGUUAUAAUAGUUAUUAAUACCUACUAUUUUAAGACACACAAUUUUAAUAAAUUGAAAUAUAUUAUAUUCAGACAACUUAAAAAUAAUAUAUAAUAUAUACUUUUUUUUUUUUUUUGCUUAAAAUGAACAACGCUAAAUUUUAACAGUGUAUAAUAUAUUUAUUAUUAAUUAAUAUAACUAUUAAAAUAAAAUAAAACGAAGUUUAUAAUAUUAUGAAACAAGUCAGCACAAUGCCAAUCUAUACCAAGAAACAGUAUUAGUAAACGCAUACAAUCAAUGCAUUUCAUAGGGAAGAAAUUUGAAAUAGAUACAUUAUGAGACCGUGUUUAAAUCCUGAAAACUUUUACAAUACAUGUGUAAAGUAUUUCAAAUAAAUAACGUAAAACAGAGUGAACAAUAAUUAUAAUAUAAAAUCGUAUAGGAAAUCGUAUUAAGUAUUAAACUAUUAACCAAUACUACACAUAAUAUCGUUAAGACAUACUACCUAUAUGUAUAAAUAUUCAAAAACUAAAUAAUUGAUCUAAUUACUUUUUAAUAUUUAUAUAUUGAAAUCUGUGUUGUCAGGCGAUUAUUUGUGGAUUAUUAUUACUGUCAGAUAUCGCUAUAUUUACAAUGUUCGACCAAUUGUGAUAUGAAUACCUACUUAAAAAUUCAUUUUUUUUUUCGUUUAGUUUUUAAUCGUGUCUUAUGAAUUUAUUGUAUGUGCAAUGUUUCUUUAGAUAUUAUUUAUUUUUCAACCUGAUUAUGAUAGCUAUAAAUAUUUAUGAUAUAAUAUAAUAUAUAAUUAUAUAUAAAUAAUUAGAUAAUAAUUUUCUUAUUGAAACUAAAGUCUAAUAAUUAAUAAAUAUUCAUAUAAUAAUAUAACAAAAUAAAUUAGAUGGUUAUAAAAUAAAUUUUAUUUAACUUCAAUGUUAGAUGAAUUCAUAUUAUUGUCAUUGCUAUUAAUUAAUAAUAACAUUUUUAAACUUAACUAGUUGCCUAUACAUGCAUAGCUAGACGCCUAAUCGAUAGUCAACCAUUACUAUUUAUCAGUAGGACUGGAGUUCAUGUGAAUUGGUAAAUUAUUUUUACGUCUAUUUAUCAAUUUGGCCCAAAAUGACUUGAUUACUUGUAUGGUACUUAAGAUCUUAAAAUAUUCUCUUGUGCAUUUUAAAUAAGCUAUAAAAAAAAUUUUAAAUUAUCAUUUAAAAUAAACAAAAUUACGAAAAAAAUUAAUAUAUUUUGAUAAGGAACAAAAUGUAUUACUUUGUCAUCUACAUCGUAGUACCUAUACACAUUAAGGAUAUGUUACUCGAUAAGUAAUCUCUUGAGUUCUGACUAAUUAUGACAAACAAUGGAAGUUUAUUUCCACAUACAUUGCGUGCAAUUUAUUAAUGUGGCUCAAACGUAUGGUGUUAACAGUUGUUUUAUCAUUUCGACUAGGAUACGACACGCAAUAGUACAAUUAUUAUUAUGUUUAAUCUUUGUACCGAACAUUUUCUGAGUGUAUUUUUAUUUGUCCAACUAAUCCAAACUUAUUUGACAUUAAUAAUAUUACUAUACUCGGUAGGUACUAGGUACUGAGAAAUUGAAAAUUAUGAUCUUAAUUAUUUUAAUAAACAACCUACUCAAAGUACGUAUAUGCUUAAAAUUUACAUUCGCUAAAGAAUAUUUUGAAAAUAAUUGGUAAUUAAAUGUAAUUUCGUCAUAUAUUUUAUCAUAUUUGUAUUGCUUAUCUAUUAACACAUUUUUAUAAAAUUAAAUAGGUUCUUGGUACUUACAUACUUAAUUAUUUUAUUUUGAAUAUAGAUCAUAGCCUAUACGUACCAAUAAUAAUAUUAAUAAUUAUUUAAAAUAUUCCUCGUUAGACGUUAACACUAUUAUAUGGUUAAGUUAGUUAAACAUUAUAAACUUAAAUAUUUAAAAUUUAAAUACACGUUCGACCAAAAUUAUUAUUUUUAAAGUCCUAUUAAAAAUCCAAAAUACAUUUUUUAUUUAAUAUAAUAAGUUGAUACAUUUAUAAACUUUAUAGAAUGAAUAUAAUUUUUAUGUGUAGGUUUAUUUAUAUUACAUAUAUAUUAUAUAUGUAUACCAAUGCGUGUAGAUUUCAAAUUGUAGGUAUGAAAUAAUAACUAAUAAGUACCUAAUAAUGAUAUUUUAGGUACAAAAUUAAGUAUAAUAUAUGUUAAGUUUCAUUAUGUAUUAAUUUGUUUGAUACCUGUUAUAAUUUUAAUUAAAUUUAUAUUAAUUAUAUAAAUAAAAUGUACUCUUUUUAUAGUUACAUAUUUUAAAUAUAUUUAUACAUUUUCCAACUUAAAUUUUAUGUGUCUCCAUCAGACAAUAUUUUAUAUGAAUAAUUUAGAACAUUUGUUCUAACUGAUAAAGUUCUCAUAAAAGUUUUAUACACAUACCUAUUAUAUGACCAUAUUAUAUAUUGUAUACUGUUUAAGUCGUUUAAGAUAAGAGUAUUAUUAUUAUAUUUUAAGAGUAUAUAUUAUAUUAAUAAAUAAGAAUAUUUUGAUAUCAUGCGUGAAUUGUUUGAACAUUUAAAUGUUAACUACCUAUAAUAACAAUGUCACACAAUGUAUUAUUGAGAUUUAAUUACAUUUUUUACGAUUGAAUUAAGACUAUAUAUUAGAAAAAAAUUGUAUUUUAUUAAGAAAAUUAUAUGAACUCAGAAUAGUUACAAUGACUAUUAUCAAUAGUCAUACCAACUUUUUACCCGUUAUCUGAACAAUUAAAUAUCAAAAAAAUUUUACAAAUAAAUAACAAAUAUUAUAUUAAUCAUCAUAAUUCAUAAUCAUACAUUUUGUUAUAAUUAAACAUUUUAUACGGAUAAAAUUCUACUGGUGAAAAGAAAAAGGGUUUCAUUUUGAUAUGGUGUAUAUUAUUAUGGGUUGACUGACUUGGUCAACAUGUCAAUCGUUAAAGUUUUUUUAACUACAAGUGUUAGAGUUCCUCUGGCCAUUUAAUAAUUAAAUAUUUUAAUUUUCAGUACAAUAAUGAUAUAUUUUACUUACUAAUAGAAAUUGUUAAAUUUAAAAAAUAGUAAAACUACCCUUUUUGCUUUUUACCAAUCAAAUGAUCAUAUAAUAUAGUAUAAUAUACCUAUAAGUAAUAAGUUCUAACAAUAUUACUUAAAAUGUCUGUAUACCUAAUAUUAUAUUAUUAUUAUAUUCAAUGGUCUAUUAUAAAUUAAUGAUAUUUUAUAAAUCUACCAUGUUGAAAACAAAUUUUUAUUACGAUAAUUUGUUUUCAGUAUUUUUAAAGGCCUAUAAUUUUUAUAGUAUUGAUUUACCAUCUUCAACCUACCUAUAUAUAGUAUUUAGUUUUAGUUUACCAAUAUAAAAUAUAAUAUUAUUGUUACCAACCAAAAUAUUGUAAA